Messenger RNA from Closterium sp. Yama58-4, 789 nucleotides. The record is from the annotation of a GenBank genome assembly. Lineage: Eukaryota; Viridiplantae; Streptophyta; Zygnematophyceae; Desmidiales; Closteriaceae.
AUGCAGAACGUUCGGCGCGUAUCCGCUGCAUUCGUGCUCCUUGCAGCAUCCGCCGUCCCUCCUCUUCCCCUCCUUUCCCUCCCCUCAACCUUCCUUUUUCAACCCAAUUGUCUUCCUUUCCCUCUUCCCUUUUUCCCCCACAACCCCCCUUCUCUCCCCUCCUCCCCACGUGCGCGCGCAGGGGGAGCGCAGCGCGCGUUUAUGCGGGAGCUGCGCGCGGUGGUGGAGGCGGCGGACGUGGUGCUGCUCGUGCUCGACGCGCGCGACCCGCUGGGCGGCCGCUGCCGCCAGCUGGAGGACAUGGUGGCGCGCAGCGGCGCACACAAGCGCAUCGUCCUUCUCCUUAACAAGAUCGACUUAGUACCGCGGGACGUGGUGCAGCGCUGGCUGGCGUAUUUCCGCCGCGAGCUCCCCGCGGUGGCCUUCAAGGCCUCCACGCAGGCGCAGCGCACCCACCUCGCGCGCGCCUCCCGCCCCUCCCGCGCCGACCCCAACAAGGCCGCUGCGCCGCAGCCGCUGCUGCCGCGGGGGGAGGGCGAGGGGGAGGAGGCGGGCGGCGCGGCGGGCGCGGAGGGCAGCGAGUGCUUCGGCGCGGACACGCUGAUUCAGCUGCUCAAGAACUACUGCCGCAACAAAGACAUCAAGACGGCCAUCAGGGUGGGCGUGGUGGGCCUCCCCAACGUGGGCAAGAGCAGUGUCAUCAACUCGUUGAAGCGCGCGCGCGUGGCCAAGGCGGGCGCCACCGCGGGAGUGACCCGCGCGCUGCAGGAGGUGCAGCUCGACAAACUC